This is a messenger RNA of Alternaria novae-zelandiae, 1062 nucleotides long. RefSeq lists its product as uncharacterized. The transcript is spliced from 2 exons. The record is from RefSeq and is a predicted model, not a curated record. The coding region runs from base 1 to 1062 and encodes 353 amino acids. Lineage: Eukaryota; Fungi; Ascomycota; Dothideomycetes; Pleosporales; Pleosporaceae.
AUGAAAAGGAAGAUGGAGGAGGAUCUCGACGUGUUGUUGGACGAGACGUUGACGCUAUGCAAAACACCCCCCGUCCCGCGACGCAAUCCGCAUCGCGUCUUCUAUCAGUACAAAUGCAAAACAUCGCCGCCCACGGCGCCACCAAAGGAACCGGAGAACCCAGAGAUGGAGAUGAAAGGACCGCCCAUGUUCCACUUUGGAGGACAAACCGAGUUGGUCCCUAAGCCCCUCUUCGCCAGGAGCAACUCGCUGCCGUCACAAUCCGUCCGACCAUCGCUACCAUCUCGCCCAUCCGAGCCUUUUCAGUUCAACGCCGACGACAUCGUCAAAAGCCCGACACCUUUGUUCGGCAGGAGGAACACGCUGCCAUCCAAGGUGCGACGCGCUGUUGCCGCCGAAAGAAAGCCAUCGCCGUUGUCGCGCGGAGAGGGAGUGCGAUCGUCGCAAUCGGCCCACACCACCACCAAGGAGCCCACGUCACCAGCGCUGCCACGUAAGGAACCCAACACCACGCCGAACCCAAAAGCGAAAACCACCAAGUCGCAAUUCGCGACUCCGCAGAGGACCCCCCGUGUUGUCGACAUCAAAAGACCAUCACCACUUUCUGGCAAGGGAAGUGCGCGACGACCCGGUCCCACCCGAUUCGCUCCUGUGGAACCCCCAUCGCCGAUAGUACUGUCACCCGUCAUCUCCAACAGCUCUGCGACUUCAUCGCCAUCGCCAUCUGUUUUCUCCGAAGCGGCCAGUUUCUCUGCGUCGAGCCCAUCAACACCUGCCACGUCACCACCUGGCUCUCCAAUGGUGCCAACAACACACGCUCGCUCGCAGUCGCUAAGUUAUUUCCCGCCGUCUCAUUGGACCAUCAAGCCCUCGCCUUCCCCGAUCUACGUCCCCAGGCAAAAGUUGAGGAGGAAGGACAGUCCCAAAAUGGAGACUCUUCGCACACUAAGAGCGAAGGAGUCGGACAUGAUGCUGCAACAAAUUUACGACCAACAUUGGGAAGCAUACCGCGCAAAACUACUUAAUAUGACUAGCGGACUCCGCGCUGCAGAGCGACUUUAA